This is a messenger RNA of Rubroshorea leprosula, 948 nucleotides long. NCBI's taxonomy places the organism in Eukaryota, Viridiplantae, Streptophyta, Magnoliopsida, Malvales, Dipterocarpaceae. The record is from the annotation of a GenBank genome assembly.
AUUAAUUUUUUUAUAUAAAUUACAGAGCAUCGCCGGGUCGCUGGCUCUGAGCUCUGCACUACAUAGCCGAGAAAGAAGAAGACGAAUAACAUGGAGAAGGGAAAAGCGGUGAUGGGGUCGGGGCGGAGAUGGGCCGUUGAUUUCACCGAUAACUCCACUGCUCCUUCUUCUCGUGACAUUCCUGAUCCUCCUGGCUUCAUUCGCGCCUCUAUUGAUCAGGAUGAUUCGGCACUCAGCCGGCAAAAGAAGGAUGCCGAAGCUAAUUGGAAAGCUCAGAAAGCGUGGGAAGUGGCACAAGCGCCUUUUAAGAAUUUGAUGAUGAUGGGCUUCAUGAUGUGGAUGGCUGGCAGUACAGUGCAUCUCUUUAGCAUUGGCAUCACAUUUUCAGCUCUUUGGCAGCCUAUAAGUGCUUUGCAAGGGGUUGGAAAGGUUUUUGAGCCUUACAAAGACAAUAAAGUAGAUCUUCUUGGUCCCAAGCUGCUCUUCAUUGCCCUUAAUUUGGGGGGUCUAGCUCUUGGUGUUUGGAAGCUUAACACACUGGGGCUUCUUCCGACACAUGCAUCAGACUGGGUUUCAUCAUUACCCCCUGCACAGGAAAUUGAGUAUUCAGGUGGAUGCAUUCCUCUGCAGUGAGCCACUUUUUCAUCUUUAAUCACCUAACUCACAGAAGCAGAUUUGCAACCUCUUUUUGGUUGCUUGAAGUAUUUCUGUCUAAAGAACAUGCCAUUGAUUCUCCUAUAUUUUACAAACCAUAGUUUUCGUUAUGUGGGAUGAUAUAUAGGUUGAAUGCAUUUCCAUACAACUUAGCGGAUGUAUUAUCAUCCACAGUUGUCUUCAAUGUAGCAAUUUUCUGUUUUAUUUCUUUUUCUUCCUUUUUCCAUUUGGACUAGUUCAGGAGAACAAUUUUUGUAUUGAGCUUGAUAUGCAUUAUGCAACAUGAAAUGAAUC